This is a messenger RNA of Helianthus annuus (common sunflower), 1312 nucleotides long. RefSeq names its product probable LRR receptor-like serine/threonine-protein kinase At1g06840. Gene Ontology annotation, biological process: protein phosphorylation. Gene Ontology annotation, cellular component: membrane. The transcript is spliced from 6 exons. The coding region runs from base 71 to 1087 and encodes 338 amino acids. Gene Ontology annotation, molecular function: ATP binding; protein kinase activity. The record is from RefSeq and is a predicted model, not a curated record. NCBI's taxonomy places the organism in Eukaryota, Viridiplantae, Streptophyta, Magnoliopsida, Asterales, Asteraceae.
CAAGAAACAACAUGAGAGAUACAGAAUCACAUCAUCGAGAAAAUCUUUACUCUCAAAACUUUCAAUCAAAAUGGACGGUGUGAAAAGCUUCACCUUUCGAGAAAUGGCGACCGCAACCGAACAUUUUAGUGAUUCAAGUGUCGUUGGCCGUGGUGGUUACGGGAAAGUUUAUAAAGGAGUAUUAUGGGAUAAUACAGCGGUAGCUAUAAAACGUGCAGAAGAAGGAUCAUUACAAGGUGAAAAGGAGUUUUUAACGGAAAUAGAAAUUCUAUCAAGAUUACAUCAUCGAAAUCUUGUAUCACUUGUUGGAUAUUGUGACGAGGAACAAGAGCAGAUGCUGGUUUAUGAGUUCAUGCCUCGGGGAACGUUGCGCGAUUGGCUUAAUGAUAGAUCAGGGAAAACAUUGAGCUUCAGAAUGCGGUUACAGGUGGCACUAGAUUCAGCAAAAGGAAUUCUUUAUCUUCACACCGAAGCCAACCCGCCAAUAUUCCACCGUGAUAUUAAAUCAUCCAACAUUCUUCUUGAUUCUAAGUUCAAUGCAAAAGUUGCUGACUUUGGGCUGUCCAGGCUGGCACCAGUCUUGGAUGAAGAUGGAAGCGGUCCUAACUAUGUAUCCACGCUUGUUAGAGGAACACCCGGCUACCUUGAUCCCGAAUAUUUAUUAACCCACAAGCUGACAGCCAAGAGUGACGUUUAUAGCCUUGGUAUUGUAUUUUUAGAAAUCCUGACUAGUAUGAAAGCAAUAUCACAUGGCAAAAAUAUCGUGCGUGAGGUCAAAAUAGCUCAUGAAACAGGAACAAUGUUCUCAAUCAUAGAUAACAGAAUGGGAUCAUACCCUUCUGAGUUUGUUGAAAAGUUUCUAUCAUUGGCUCUUUGGUGUGUCAAUGAUAAACCCGAAAAAAGGCCAUCUAUGUUAGAUGUGGUCCGCGAGCUAGAGCACAUACUAGAAAAGAUGCCCGAUACGGGCGUUGACUCUUCAGAGUCCGGGUCAAACUAUUUUGUGGAAUCAUCAACUUUUUAUAGCUCAUCAAAUGUCCCGGGAAGUGAUCUUAGCAGUGGUGAUAAUCCUGCGGUUUAUCCUCGUUGAUACAUGACGAAAUUUUGCACCGAAAUGAACAUGUUUUACAAGUACAAGUACAUGUUGUCAAUAAAGGAAGUAUGUUAAGAGAGUUGUAUAUAGAACCUAGAAGGGAAUUUUCUUUUUAAAAAAUAAAAAUAAUAAAUGUAAAUUUAUACCUUUUGCUUCUGUAUAUAAUUUUAUAUAAUGAAUACAAAAUCCAAAUAUAUAUUCUUUUGGGGGUGUUUGGAUACA